AUGGAUGAAGACAGAGACUGGGGAUGGCUGGAGCGAUACGUCCGGGUGAAGACCGAGGACAUUAUCCCAGCCGACCAUAUGCCUUUCCCGGAGAAGUGGAAUAACAAGCGUUUGCCCAAGGGCUCGGUGGCCCCUAGACCGGAAUCAGGGACCGCUCCCCCUGCACCGGCGUCCAAUUUUGACACGGCGGGUUCUUCCCGUGUUCUUGCCGAUGCUGCAAAAAGGAAACGGCCUUCCGAAAGGGGGCAGACGCCAAAAAGGAAGAAGGCAAGAAGCGUUGCUCGGUCUUCAAAGGAAGAGACGGAGCCCGACUUUAUUGUUCGGAGAGUGGCCUCAAUUCCCUCCGUGGCUUCCAUACCGGAGGAGACAGUCUCCUUUUCACCCCUUCAUUCUAUCGGCGAAGGUCCCUUGGUUCCUGAUCCACGUUCAGGUGAAACUUCUUCGGAAGACACUCCCCUGCAAAGGAAAAGAUCCGGGGAAGCGGCUGCUGCUGAAGCCGACAAAAGGGCCGCCCCAGUACCGGAGAGCGAAGCCCCCACAGGCGCUCGUCCGUCUCCCGAGCAUGAGCCUGCUGCAACUGCGGAGCCCCCGGCUUUUGCCGAAAAUAUUGAGGCCGCUCCAAGUUCAUCUACCCCGGUUCUGCGGGAUUUUGUUUUUUGA
Molecule: messenger RNA, 660 nt
Organism: Lycium barbarum (goji berry)
Lineage: Eukaryota; Viridiplantae; Streptophyta; Magnoliopsida; Solanales; Solanaceae
Exons: 4
Coding region: 1-660 (219 amino acids)
Source: RefSeq, a predicted model, not a curated record